AUGAAGCCUGGCGGUGGGAAGGAGGAGAAGAACUAUCAAGCCGCAGUUCAUGACGGGAUUUCGAGUUUGGAUAGAAUUGGUAUGGUAUUAGAUGAAGUUGGACGAAAUUUGGAUAGAGAUGUUGAAACGACUGCGGUUAAUAAAAGUGGAAAAGUUUUGUAAGUUUUUUUUUGAUUAAUAAAGAAAAAGGAACAAAUAAUUACGUAGGAUUGGUGACAAUUUAUAUACAAAUCGAUGCUUGGAAUUAUCCUCGGCAAUUUGUAAAAUUUUUUAAAGAUUGUUUUGCUACCACUAUUUAAACCUACGAACUCAAAAAAAAAAAAUCAAAUUUCGGAAAUGACCUCAUUCGAAAAUACUAAGAACUGAAAACACUAGGGUUCAACAAAAUGACGAGGUUGGACCAAAAUUUUGUUGUUUUGUUUAUUCAUAUUCUUAUCAAUCUUUCAAAAUAAUAACAAAAAAACUACAAAAUGUUUUUCAUUUGCAAUUUUUAAUGAUCACUUUAAUCGCACAUCAUAUUGAUGCCAAACAAACAAAGUACAGACUUAUAACAAAUAUUUUUAAUACCUUUUCCUGUCGGAUUUAGGUGGUUUUGUUUGUAUUGAACAUUAUAAUCACCUCUGUUAUUAAAUAUUUAUUAUUUUUAUUUAAUUCUUAUAUUGUAGAUGUUUUUACAGAUCUGAAACAUCAAGUUUGAAAAGGAAAUCCUUGGAUUUGGGAAUGACUGCAAAUUCAUCAGCAGCACCAGCUGAAUCCAGCUAUGUUCUCUUUUUCCAGGUAAUUUUAAUAUUUAAAUAAGGUUUCUAACAUAAAAAUUCAAUUUUAGGUCUUAUUUCCUUUUGUUAUUGCUGGACUUGGAAUGGUAUUUGCUGGAUUGGUUUUAUCAUUAGUUGUAACUUGGCCAUUAUUCAAAGAAGUUCCGGAAAUUCUGAUUCUUGUUCCGGCGCUUUUGGGAUUGAAGGGAAAUUUGGAAAUGACACUGGCUAGUCGGCUAUCAACUUUGGUUAGUGACACGGCUGGGCGGAAUUUACUUGUCGGCAUUUCGCAACGCCGACUUCUUGUGCCGAAUUUUUUUUCGGAAUUUCGGGAUGCCGACUUUAUUGCCGGAAACAAUUCGGCAAUUCGGCACCCCGAUUUUGUUCAAGUUCGGCAUUUUGGCAGUGAUUCAGAAAUUUCAAAAACUUUAAAAAAUGAUAGAAAAAUGAAUAAAAUUAUAUUUUAGUUUGACUUUAGUCAUAUUUCAAUAGAAAUGAAGUUAGAAACAAGACAUUCUGCAGAAAAUAGAGAUAAAAACACAUUUUUUAUUUUACUGGAGAACAUUUCAGUUGUGAUUUCUGCACAUUUUGAAUUCGGUACGAAAUUCGGCUUCUAUCAAAUGUCGAAAAAAUUUUCGGUCGGUAAUGCCGACUUAAAAAAAAACUGCCGAAAAAUCAGCGAAACUCGGCAUUUUGGCAAAUCGGCGUGACGAUUCCGCCCAGCCCUGGUUAGUGAGAAAUUUGAAAAAAAGUUUUUUUGGUUUUCAAAAUUCUGUAAAAUCAGCGGUUUCGAUAGGCGAUUACAAAAUAAUUUUUUCAACACCACGGUGGUACAUACAUGGCACUGCUCCCAAAACUGUGAGGGGGAGAUCAUGACAUUUGGAAAAAUUUUUUGAGGGGGGGGGGGGAUCAUUUUGGAAAUUUUGAAUUCCCGCUCAAAUCAAAAUUUUGAUUUGGGCGGGUAGCUAAUGAAAAUUCUCGCUCGAAUCAAAAUUUUGGGGAGGGGGAGAUCGUUACAUGCGGGGUCUGUUGGGCGAAGAUGCCAUGUGUGACACCACCUAUUUUUCAGGCAAAUCUUGGUCACCUCGAUUCUUCAAAUCAAAGACGCGAAAUAGUAUUCUCAAAUCUGGCCCUCGUCCAAGUUCAAGCAACAGUAGUUGCAUUUCUCGCCUCAUCUUUCGCCACAUGUUUAGCAUGGACAUCAAAUGGACAAUUCAACUGGACACACAGUGCUUUGAUGUGUGCAAGCAGUCUUGCAACAGCCUGUUCAGCUUCACUUGUUCUAUCACUUCUUAUGGCUGCAGUUAUCGUAACUUCCCGAAAAUACAACAUUAAUCCAGAUAAUGUUGCCACACCAAUCGCUGCUUCUCUCGGAGAUUUGACAACUCUCAGUGUUUUGGCGUUCUUUGGCUCGAUUUUCUUGCGAGCACAUAAAACUGAACCAUGGCUCAAUGUUGGAGUUAUCAUUUUAUUCUUGCUAGCUUUACCAUUUUGGGCAAAUUAUGCGAAAAAACACGAAGUAACCAAGGAAACAUUAUACAAUGGAUGGACUCCUGUAAUUUCAUCAAUGUUAAUCAGCAGUGCUGGUGGAUUUAUUUUGGAGUUUGCUGUCAAAAAAUAUCCAAGCUUGAGUACUUUUGGACCGGUUUUGAAUGGAGUUGGUGGAAAUCUAGCAGCUGUUCAAGCAUCAAGAAUCUCAACUUAUUAUCAUUCUUCUGGCGGAGAAAUUGGAAUUAUGCCAAAUGAUUGGAUUGUCAGCAGAUUUGUCAGUUUCAAAAGAGCGUUUUUCUCAAAAGGUAUAGUUUUUUUUCUGAUGAUGUGGAAGGAAAAAUUGCUGAAAAUCAGCAAAUUCGAUUUACAGUAUAUCGGGUUUACCAAAAAAUUGAGCCAAAUUCCGAUUUUUCUACCUCUUAUUUUUCAGUUAUUUUUUGAGCGAUAUGUCAAAAAAUCUCCCUUCCAAAUUUUUUUUAUUUUCAGAAUGGGAUUCUCGAUCAGCGCGAGUUCUUCUUCUCCUCGUCGUCCCUGGCCAUAUAUUUUUCAACUUCCUAAUUCAGAUUUUCGCAAUUCAUGGAACCGAAAAACCACCACACGGCCCACUUUUUACCUCAUUUUAUAUGAUUGCCGCUAUAAUUCAAGUCAUGAUUCUUCUAUUUGUCUGCCAAUUUCUUGUUGCUUUAUUAUGGAAAUGGAAAAUUGAUCCGGAUAAUUCAGUGAUUCCAUAUUUAACAGCACUUGGAGAUUUGAUGGGAACAUUUUUAUUAUUUGUGGUAUUUUCUGCGACUUAUCAUUUCGAUCCGGCUGAGAUUGAACAAGCAAAAUAA
Caenorhabditis angaria is the source of this 3076-nucleotide messenger RNA. NCBI's taxonomy places the organism in Eukaryota, Metazoa, Nematoda, Chromadorea, Rhabditida, Rhabditidae. The record is from the annotation of a GenBank genome assembly.